Molecule: messenger RNA, 510 nt
Organism: Hydatigera taeniaeformis
Lineage: Eukaryota; Metazoa; Platyhelminthes; Cestoda; Cyclophyllidea; Taeniidae
Source: the annotation of a GenBank genome assembly
AUGAAUGAAAAAGUCGUUGUUCUUUUUAUUUUAGGGAUGGGAGCUGUCAGGCUGUAUGAGGAUUACAUGGACGAGGUCGAUCGGGAUGAUGAUGAGGAGGAGGACCGUUUUAAGAAACGGAAGAUAAGCCGUCGCGACGUGAGGGAUGAGCUUGUGCCCCCAGCAAAUACAUUCGAAAUGGUUGUUGAGGUCCAACAAAACAGGUUCUUUGAGGGUUCGACGAAAAGCUGUGGUGACGUCGGGCCACUAAAUUGUUCUUGCAGGCGCCUUUUCUGUUUUGGAGGAUACUGCAAGAAGUUGGAGAAAUAUCACCGAAGAUCUGCGUUCGACGUACGUUCAUUGAACAUCUCCUCAGUUUUCACCCCUGCUCAUCCUGUUUGGGUUAAGAUAUGUCGUCAGACUGUCUUAUGGGGGCAGAAUCUGUGCGAAUGUCGACGGUACCUAUCGAGUUGGGACUCGGUAAAAUAUGACAUCACGGCUUUCGUAAACGGAAAAGAGUUCUUGAAUUAA